ACCAAACUUACGUCCCACAAGUGACGUCGGCUGCCUCCUGUGAAAGUGUGUUGUUUAUACAGCAAGAGUGAUGCGAUCACAACAUCUUCUCUUAUUUAUGGCAGUGCAACAUAGUCAGUCUGCUCACUUUAAGACGUAGUGUGCUCUUUGUUUACGUACGUAUGUAACGGAAAUUUACUAAUACCAUUAUAAGCAAGUUUGAAGUGGCUAACUCUGCUAGCUGGCUAGCUAGCUCAGCUGUACACAGGCAUGUUCACAAAGCAGACCUAAGCACGGAACCUUGCGUCGUACGCUUGUUAACGUUAGACCACUUUGGGAAACUAUUCUGUGUGUGAGACAAUGCUGUGUCAAUGCAGUUUCCUCAAGACAGUACAGGAGUAACGUUAGUGGAAUGCGGUAGAGCCCACCUGCGACCAUGCUGAGCCGUCUGCAGGAGCUGAAGAAGGAAGAGGAGACUCUUCUGAAAAUCAAGGGAAUGCUGCAGGAUCAGCUCAACAGACUCAAGUUUGAAGAAGGAGCAUUGAGGUCCCUGAUCAACGCCCAGAACGCAGAAUGCACAGAGGACACACCCUCAGCCCAGGUGGACGUUCAUCCAGACGACGAGGAAGAAAUCAACCAGACAGCACUAGUCCUGGGAGCCCCGUUGGAUCAGAACAUGGAGGAAGAAGAGGAGGAUGAAAACGAAGAUGCAGACGAGGACGAAGAUGAUUUUGAUAACGACGAGCUUGAAAUGAUGCUGGAGGGGGAGGAGGGUUACGAGGACGAUGAUGAGAACUGUUACUGAAUUGCGAGCGAGCCGUCAGCCAAUCCCCCCCCCGAAAACAUCCUGCACAACAGGGGGGGUGGGCUGUCUUUGCACCCCUGGUCCAUAUGGUGAAGUUUAAGCUAUAGGAUGUGACCAGUCUGUAACGAGUAUAGCUCGUCUCACUGCUAGGAAUCUCUGUCCUUAUAUUGUAAGUUAAGCCAAGGCUUUCUAAUCGUAUCGGAGUUUGUUAAAGUAUCGUGGGCUUUGGACUGUGCAGUGUGAGGAUUAGCCUUUUCAAACCUUUUCCUUCCUAGUGAAAGUCAAGACAUUUUUAGUAUGAAACAGCAUUCAGCCCGAAUGUAAGAUGUAAGCUACCUUCCUUCAGUGCUUCUGUUCUGUAAAUAUUGUGACUUUUUGAGGGUAUGCCUAAUUUCAACAGGUCUUAGUAAACUGAGCACGGCAGUUUGAGUGGAUAUUAAACAAGGCAUGAAAAAAACUUUUCUUCUUCUUUUUUUUAUCAAUUCUCUUUGCCUUGUAAUGACUAUAGGUAUGAUGUUUUAGGAUAUCCAAUAACUCCACACAAACAGAAGACAUUGGACCUGUUUAGCUGUUUACAUUUCUCUGAAACCGCAUUGUCACUUUAGAAAUUGUACAUUUUGUUAACAUAGCGGUAAACAAACAGAACAUGUGAAAUAAAUAAAUAAAUAAAUGCAUCUUUUGAUAUUA
Clupea harengus (Atlantic herring) is the source of this 1471-nucleotide messenger RNA. It is a transcript of the gene snapc5, whose product is annotated as small nuclear RNA activating complex, polypeptide 5. Gene Ontology annotation, biological process: transcription initiation at RNA polymerase III promoter; transcription by RNA polymerase II. The record is from RefSeq and is a predicted model, not a curated record. Gene Ontology annotation, cellular component: nucleus. NCBI's taxonomy places the organism in Eukaryota, Metazoa, Chordata, Actinopteri, Clupeiformes, Clupeidae.